AUGGCGCCUGAGACAUCUGGUAAGAAAUCCACGGUGCUUCCAGUACAUCAUAAGGAGACGCUUCCUCCUCAGCAAGUGCUAGACUUUUUCAAAAUUGUGUUUAGCGAUGAGCUUUAUGGAACGCACGCUGAAAACUUACAAGAGAUCAUACAAAGUGUGAAAUCCAACUUGUUUAACAGGGAAUACAUAGCUGCAUUUGAUUCUGAGCUUAAGCGUUCCUCAUACUGCUGCAGAUGGUCGUCAUCAAGAGCAGUUGCAUAUUCGUCUCUCUUUGCCUCAUUGCCUAGCAUAAAAGAUGUCCUGAGUUGCGCCAAUCUUGAUAUAGAUCAGAACCUUGCUAGCUCGCUCGAAGCACUGUCUCUAACUAAAGAUGAGCACGGGAAAUCUUCCCAGAAUAACAUUUUAUGCAUCGGAGGUGGUGCUGGUGGAGAACUUAUAGCUUUUGCGAAUCUAUUCACAUUGUCAAGAGAUUUUAGCUCCAAAUUCAAAAAGCAGACUUCCCAAACUAGGAAAACCAGUCUAUAUGUAACAGUCAUGGAUAUUGCAGACUGGAGUCACUGCAUUAGUAGGAUAGAUGAGGUUAUAGGUACGCAUUGGCUACACGAUGAGCGCAAAUACUUCAAUGUCAACUUUCUCAAUAACGAUGUCCUUACAAUGACACAUGAUGACCUCAAAUUAUCCCAGAUGGAUCUUAUAACUUCAUUAUUCACUACCAAUGAGCUUUUUCUUGAAAAUAGGGCUAGGGCUUUGCGUUUGCUGCAAAGCUUCAACAAUCACUGCAAACCAGGUUGCCUGCUACUAAUUGUCGAAAGUGCAGGAAGCUUUUCCCAUAUUACUAUAGGGACGAAGAAAUUUCCAAUUCAAUUUCUCAUUGAUACAGUACUUCUUGGCAAACGCGGAGAAGAAGUAGACGGACACUGGGACCUAGUUUCACAAGAUGAUUCUCUGUGGUAUCGUGUAGAUGAGAAAUAUGACUAUCCAUUGAAACUAGAGAAUAUGAGGUUCUUUUAUCGAUUAUAUAGGAAGAAGUAA
Molecule: messenger RNA, 1032 nt
Organism: Eremothecium sinecaudum
Lineage: Eukaryota; Fungi; Ascomycota; Saccharomycetes; Saccharomycetales; Saccharomycetaceae
Gene: BMT6
Product: 25S rRNA (uracil2843-N3)-methyltransferase
Exons: 1
Coding region: 1-1032 (343 amino acids)
Source: RefSeq, a predicted model, not a curated record